Molecule: messenger RNA, 2912 nt
Organism: Hydra vulgaris (swiftwater hydra)
Lineage: Eukaryota; Metazoa; Cnidaria; Hydrozoa; Anthoathecata; Hydridae
Product: ATP-binding cassette sub-family G member 4
Biological process (GO): transmembrane transport
Cellular component (GO): membrane
Molecular function (GO): ATP binding; ATP hydrolysis activity; ABC-type transporter activity
Source: RefSeq, a predicted model, not a curated record
GAUUAGUUCAAAUUUGAAGGUGUCAAUUUGUCAAAAAAUAUAAAUAAAAGUUCUAAUGAUUUUUUUGAAAAAGUAUAUAUCUAUGAGCUUUCUAAACUUCCUCAAGAAAUGAAGGAACAGAAGGAGUCUAUUUCUUUAACUAAUUGCUGUUUAAAAAGUGACAAGCCCGAAACAAUAUCGAUUACUACAGAUUGCAAAGAUGCAUACAUAGUUGAAGAAACAAGUCUUAUAAUCAAUGGAGCUUCUAUUUUUCAAGGACCAACCGUUAAUAUUGAUAUUGAAUUUCAAGAUUUAACCUAUGAAGUAAAAGUAAAAAAACACGAAAAAAAAAUAAUUCUUAAGAAUCUAAAUGGUGUGUUUAAGAGUGGCGAGCUUGUCGCUGUAUUAGGUCCUUCAGGUGCUGGAAAGUCUUCAUUGCUAAAUAUACUUGCAGGCUACAGCUCAAAUGACGGUGGUGUUAUUGGAGGGAAAAUCCUUGUCAAUGGAAUUGAACGUAACUUAAGAAGAUUCCGAAAGCUUUCUUGUUAUAUUAUGCAAGAUGAUGUUUUAAUGCCAAAUUUAACUGUUAUAGAAUCUAUGAUGGUGUCAGCAAAUCUUCAUUUAAAGUCUAUAUUAGGAUAUAAAGAGAAAAGACGAGUUGUUGAGGAUAUUUUGUCAAUUUUUGGUUUAUCACAUAUUUGCAAUACCUACAUGAGUGAAAUAUCUGGUGGUCAGCGAAAAAGAUUAGCAAUUGCUUUGGAGCUUGUCAACAAUCCUCCUGUGAUCUUUUUAGAUGAGCCUACCAGUGGUUUGGACAGUUCGUCAGCAUUUCAAUGUAUCAGCUUGUUAAAAUCUCUUGCUCAAGGUGGAAGGACAGUGAUCUGCACAAUUCAUCAACCCAGCGCAAAACUUUUUGAAAUGUUUGAUAAGAUUUAUCUUCUAACAGCUGGUCAUUGUAUAUACAAUGGAUCUAUUACAAAUCUUUUGCCAUACAUGGAAACUCAAAACCUUAUUUGUCCCAAAUACCACAAUCCAGCAGAUUUUAUAAUUGAAGUUGCAUCAGGUGAAUAUGGAGACAUUUUGCCUCAGCUUGUAAAGGGAUGGAAGAUCCAAGAAAAAAGAGAGGAGUUAAAACGAAUGGAAAGUGAAGACUUUGGAUUAAAUGAUAAUGUUGAUGCAUUGCUUGCUCAACAGACUAUGAUGUCAAUGUUACCUAGUUGUGGGUUUCGAUCAAGCACAGAUAGUCUUUCAAGUACUACUAGUCAGACGACACAGUUUACUGUAUUAAGCAAGCGUGCAAUGAUAUCGAUUGUAAGAGAUAAGAUGUUUACACAUUUGCGUUUGGUUUCUGUGUUAGUGGUUGCAGUUAUUAUUGGAUUGUUGUAUUUGGAUAUUGGUGAUGAUGGAAACAAAGUCCAAAACAACACUGGCUGUUUAUUUUUUUCUAUGCUUUUUUUACUUUUUAUUGCACUUAUGCCGACAGUGCUUACAUUUCCACUUGAAAAGACAGUUUUUAUUCGAGAACAUUUAAACAAUUGGUACAGCCUAAAAUCUUACUAUCUUGCCAAAACAAUGUCGGAUUUACCAUUUCAGGUUUUCCUUCCACUGAUUUAUUGCUCUAUAGUAUACUUUAUGACUGGUCAACCAAAGGAUGUCACCCGCUACAUUCAAUAUGUCUCAGUGACUAUAUUAACUUGUUUAGUUGCACAGUCAAUUGGUCUUCUGUUGGGUGCUGUUGCUCCUAAUGUGCCAACGGCAGUGUUUGUGGCGCCUGUAACUGGAAUACCAGUUUUACUUUUCAGUGGGUUUUUUGUUUCUUUUGACACAAUACCAAAAUAUAUGCAAUGGCUUACAUAUAUAUCAUUUGCUCGAUACAGUUGGGAGGGUAUGAUGGUUGCUAUAUAUGGAAACAAGCGUGGUAAACUAACUUGUGACGAUGAUAUAAAAUGUCUUUUUCGUCAAAGUAACGAUGUGUUAGAUUCUUUAGAUAUCAAUGAAUCAGCGCUUAACAUUAAACAAGGAAAGUUCUAUUUUGACUGUAUUGUUUUAUCAAUGUUCUUUGUAACCCUCCGUUUGGUCACAUACAUGGUUCUUAGAUACAAAGUCAAAUCAACGGCAAGGUAAAUCGAACCUAAAAUGCAAAUUUUGGCCAAAAAUUUUUUAAAAGUCAUAAAUAAUAUUUCAGUUAUGAUUUAUUAUAUAAAUAAUAUUUCUUUGAAAUUUAUUAUAUAUAAUAUAUCUUUGAAAUUUAUUAUAUAUAUAAAUUAAAUAUUUUUUGGAAUUAAAUCAGCUUUGUAAAGGUCUUGACUUAAAUAACAACCUAAUUAAAUAACAACCUAAUUAGCCGUUUGAAAUGCAUCAGAGUUAAUUGAAAACUUCGAUUGAAAUAUAAGUUAACAAUUAUACUUUAUUAACUAUGUUAAUCAGUUAUUUUUACUCUAUAAAAAUCUGUGUUGCCAAGUGACAUUUUUUAAAAUUUAGGUUUAACGAAUGUAACAUUUGUAAACAUUUUAAAAUCUUUCAUCAAUAAAAAAGUGCAAUUUGGCAACACUAAGAUAUAGUGAUUGAAAAAAUGUUUUCAACUUGUGUUUUUGUUUUGUUUUUAAAAGUGAAAGUUUUUUUAUUUUAAAACGUCCUUUUACGGAAUGUUGUUUUCCCAAUAUUUUAUUGCCGUCUAACGUCAAUAAGAUAAAUCUUUCUGUUGCAUUAUAUUUUGUUAAAAUUUUUUUAAUAAGAAUAUUAUAAAAUAGAGUGUUUUACGUAGUAUAUAUUUUAAAAUAUUGGAUAUUAAAUUUUUAAUUUAAAAAACCAGUGUUAUAAUUUGUUUUAUAUUUUAUUAUCAUUACUUUAUAUUUCAGUAUCAGUUCUGUUUUUUUGAUCUGAUAUUAUGUGUAAUUUAUGUACGCUCUGUAUAAAAAAGUUUCAAAUCCGUA